Seriola aureovittata is the source of this 6574-nucleotide messenger RNA. RefSeq names its product glycerophosphodiester phosphodiesterase domain containing 4a (gene gdpd4a). Lineage: Eukaryota; Metazoa; Chordata; Actinopteri; Carangiformes; Carangidae. Bases 301 to 2082 code for a protein of 593 amino acids. The record is from RefSeq and is a predicted model, not a curated record. Gene Ontology annotation, molecular function: glycerophosphodiester phosphodiesterase activity. The transcript is spliced from 18 exons. Gene Ontology annotation, cellular component: membrane. Gene Ontology annotation, biological process: lipid metabolic process.
UCACCCAGCCGGAGCGCGUGCUGGUACUGUACAUCCCCGUGUCCUCACACGGAGCUGCUGCACGAGACCACUGCAGAACACGGUUCGUUAACGAUCAGAAAACUGAGAAAUAAAACGGAGUAAACGGACAGUCGAGCAGCAAACAGACGCACUCAAGGUGAAAGUAGUGAACCGAGGAGUUCUACCUUUUUUCCCCACUAUCUUCUCUCUUUCCUGUCCCUUCUUUAUUCUACUUCUCUACUCUUCCCCUCCUCUCCUUCUCUCUCUCUGUUUCUGUGAUGCCGAGCUGUGGGUGAUUGUAUGCCCGUGACCAGACUGAAGCUGGGGAAGCUAAAGGUGGUGCGGCGGCAGCUGCUGCAAAGAUAUGAACACCAGCCGUUUGUCUCCUGCCUGGCCGGCCUCUAUGGUUGCCAAUGGAGACGAUAUCAAAGAGCCCGGGCACAACCAGGAGAGUGCUGCUGCAGCAAGGUGGAGUGUGGGAGUUUUGGCCUCCUGAUCCUCACCUUCUUCCUGAGUUUUCUAUUCCUCUAUUUCUGGAGUGAAGCUCAGAACGACUACAACGACUUUGACUGGUUUAACUUUGGGACUCUUGGUUUCUGGUUUCCCUGGUCUCUUGUCCUGCUGGUUGUUGCCGCUUCUCUCUUCACAUACAUCGCCCUGCUGUUGGUGCUGGCAGUGUGUCUGCUUUCUGAGGGUCAGAGGCUUUACCUUCACUGGAGCCACAAGACUGGCAUCGUGGUGACGUUGGCAUUCUCCGUCACAGCCACCGCCAUCCUGUCUGACCUCUGGAGCAAAGAAUGGAAAACUCUUCUCCUCUCUCUGCAGGUGACAGCUCCGUUCCUCCAUGUGGCUGCAGUCUCACUGAUGGCAGUUCUCUCCUGGCCCAUAGCGUUACACUUCUUCCGCAUGAACAAGAAAGUGCGUCAGGUGGCUGUCUUGGGUCUCUACCUGUCCAUGCUGUUCUCUCUCUACCUGGUCCCUCUGGGAAUGUACUCGCCCUGUAUUAAAGAAGCAGGAACACUGGGACCAGCCCCAAGACUUAUCGGACACAGAGGAGCUCCAAUGCUUGCUCCAGAGAAUACUGUGAUGUCGUUUGAGAAGGCAGUGGAGACUGGAGGAGAAGGACUGGAGACUGACGUCACCAUCAGUUAUGAUGGCGUUCCUUUCCUGAUGCACGACUCCACUCUGAGGAGAACCACAAAUGUUGCUGAGGUUUUCCCAAAUCGGACACACCUCGAUGCCUCCAUGUUCACCUGGUCCGAGCUGCAGCAGCUGAAUGCUGGCGACUGGUUCUUAUCGAGGGAUCCAUUUGGUACUGUGUCGUCCCUGUCUGAGGUGGACCGCUUGCAGGCCCAGAACCAGUCUGUUCCCUCACUGGCCCAGUUUCUGGAGGUAGCAGCCCGUGGCGGCAGACUAGUGCUGUUUGACCUGCGUAGGCCACCGUAUGGACAUCCUUACAGUCAAUCAUACAUCAACACAACUCUGCAGGUGGUGCAGGCCCACAUCAACUCCUCACAGGUGCUGUGGCUUCCAGCUGAGGACAGGGAGUUGGUCCAGGCUGUGGACCCAGAGCUGCAGCAGACUUCAGGGGAAAAAGCUUCUAUUCAGGAACUAACAGACGGCCACAUCACCAGACUGAACCUGCACUAUAGCACGAUGUCUCAACAACAGAUCAGUAAGUACCAGUCAGUGAACAUCAGCACUAACCUGUAUGUGAUCAGCCAGCCGUGGCUCUACACUCUGGCCUGGUGCGCUGGAGCUCAGUCUGUAACCACCAACUCCAUCCACGUCCUGUCCAACAUCAACAAGCCGCUCUUCCUCAUGACUCCAGAGGAGUACAGUCUGAUGUGGAUUCUGACUGAUGCCGUGUCUGCCCUCCUCAUCAUCGCCAUCUUCAUAUUCCACUGGUGGAGAGAGCGAGGCCUGCCCUUCUGGUCCGGCAGCCGUCAGACUCAUGAGAACGGACCGUACAGCAAGUUCAGGACGGACUCUUCUGAGGUCAUCUGUGUUCGCUGGAGCCCCCUCCACUCUGACCCCCCUGCUGGAGCGCUCGUGUCCCUCCCCCUGGUCUUCAACCCCUGACACCCUGCAUGUCCGCCCUGCAUGUCCGCCCUUCAGGAACCUUAGCUGAGUGACGUGUGGUCCAUCUCCAGCGUCAACGUCCGGCCUGAUUUACGGAGCACGCCCAAUUCACCCGGCACUCCUCACCUGCCCACCAUCACAGAGGAGUGACUUGGGGAGAGAGACAUAGAGGGAGACAAAGGAUGAGAGAGAGAGAGAGAGACAAAGAGAGAGAGAGAGACAGAGAGAGAGGGAGAGAGAGAGAGAGAAAUCUUGAGCAUCUCUUGAUAAAAUUAAACAUUCAUGACUAAAUAAGAAACCAUCAAGUCGGAUUAAAAACAUUCUUGGUUCUUAACUCAAGAGUUAACAAGGAAAAUUACAUGUGGUUUGCUUUUAAUUCACAUGUUGCUAAAUUAGUAAAAUCUCUUUUGUGUCAAAUAAUCGAAACUGUUGUCUUUGUCAGAAAAGUGUUUAUGUAGAAGUUCAUCGCACACAGUAAGAAGACGAUUGAGAAAAUGAAUUACCACAGCCUUUAAAUAAAAGAGAAACGACAAAGUGACCAAGAACAGAAACAUGUAAAGUGAGAGACAUCAACGAUCUCAUCUUUCUCCACCUCCUCUGUUAUUCUCUCAGUCUGUGGGCUGGACUGAACUGAACUGAUGAACCAGACCUCAUCACUGAUCUGCCAUCAGUGACAGAGAGGAGAGACUCUGGACAUGAACCCGGUUCACAGGCAGCAGUGUCACUUUCUACUCUAUAAUCUCAUAGAUGCCAUUAAACUGUCUGGGCAGUGAGGACAGUGAAACACUGGCCCUUGACAACAUGUUCAUGUCUGGUCAUUCACCACCACCAACUCAGUUCAACAACGCAAGAUGUCAAAGAAUCUACACCUCACAGAAGAAGGAAGAAAACAAUGAACAAAUAUAUAUAUAUAUAUAGAGCUGUAGUAACACAUGAGUCGCUUUCACUCUCUCCGUCUCGUGUUUCUAGUUGAUAAAAACGAUGUUUGACGGAGGAAGAGUGGAGGACUCAGGGUGAAGCUCUGAUGCUGAUGGAAACUGUGUCUUCAGAGCAGGAGACAUCUGGACAUGAUGAAAUGGACUGAGUGUCCUCUGUAUGAAUUCUACUCCUUCAUUUUCAGCUGUGUCGAUAUCAGGUGCAUCAGACCAAACCUUAAACCAUGUCUUAAAUCUUAAUGUCUCGAGUUGUUGGAUGUGGUGUGUGAACUGAACGCUGUUCGACUGACAGGAUGAAUGUAAACCCGAGGCUUGAGAGGGUAUUGUUAGUUAAAAUAUUUAUGUUUGUUACUAAAGUGAAUGUAUUAUCAAGUGGGGCCAUGUUUCUCAAAAGCAUAUGAGAAAUGUUCUGGCUGGGUCUUCUCACUUUGGCUGCAGAUUUGUGCCAAAUGUCGUUUGAGCUGCUCUAAAUAAAGAUUAGACAAAGAUGCUUUUGAGAAACCUGAACUCUUUACGGGGCAGUAAAUACAGCAUCUGCUUUUUUCCUCACAUAUAUGCACGCAGUACUUUCUGGAAGUAUGACUAUCGAAGUUUAGUUGUGAAAUCCAGAGUGUCGUGUCUCAACCUCUCAGGUGUGAAGUCCAGGAGGUUUGGGGCCUUGGUGUUCUGAGCGUUUUUGCCAGUUUUCUGCACAGUGUUGGAGAUGGAGCAGGACAUGCUGCAGUAAGUGCCAUUAAAAGAGGCUGGCUUUGUUUUCAUUGUUUAGAAGCAGAAUCACUUUGUUCAUGCACCACAGUAAAUAUACAAGAAUUUAUUUAGAAAAUGUGACAGUAGUGUCUGACAGAUCUCCUUGGAUGCACAUGAUCUACAGGGAAUUCACAGUUUACACAUUUAGCCCACAGUCCCAAUCCACCUGUAGUCUUUCAUUUAGCAUUUAAUCUUCCAAUCUGAGUCAGUUUGACACUUGGCUAAAAAUUGGCCUUUAGGUUCAGGAUUUGGUUGGAUGUUUGUUGUUGGUUUAGACUUGAGUUUGCUCUGUUUUCGUCUGUGUCCUGUACACAGACAACACUCACUAUACUCACGUUGGACUCAGCUGUGGUCUCUCUGACUGAGGUGGUGCUGAAACACGUCUGAAGGACUAUUUACAGAAAAAACCUGAAGGCAACACCAAACCUGCGUGUGGCAUUGUGGUCAUUGUAUUUCCUGGUCCUGAAGUCAGUUGAGCAGUGCUGAUACGAGAAUGAAAAGGUAACAGCUAAAUCAUUACAAGACAGAAUCACAUGACUAAGUAACUUAAUGUACUGUACUGUAUUGUAAUAUGAAUAAGUGGUAGCAUUUAGGUGAACUGUAUUUGUGUUCCUGUUGAGAAUAUAGUAGCUGAUCUGUUGGGUAGACAAGCGUUUUAGCUACAGUUAUCAAUCACUAGCUGCACAGCCAUAUUUAUUCUAUUGAAUAUGAUGUGUCCCACUGUAAGAGCAUUCAUUUGAAGUGAGCAAAUCUGGUAACUGCUCUCUUGAAAUGAAAAUCUUGUGAACUCUCUUGAAAGAGAUUUCCACUGGUGAUUCAGGUGGUGUCAUGAUUUAUAUAUCCUCACAUCCAUAAUAAAACUGAGUUAGGUAAACGGCAGCUCCCCCCCCCCCCAAGACUUACUAGACGUCACCAGGUAAAUGGCUGAGUGCGAGAGGCUGCAAGGGCUCAAAAUGUUUUAAAGAGGAAUGGGACAGAACUUUCACGUUACCUUGAUGAUGCCAAAACAUGUCGGGUACAAUUUUGGGUUCGGGACUUCGGCCUUUGCUGCCUGUAAACAAACUCAUGUAGCAUAACAGUUGAUGAAAACAGAUUGAAAUAUAUGCACCUUCAUCAUCAUGCAAUUGGAGGACAAAUUACUACACACAGCUCUGGCUCUGAAUCACCAGUGAGUGUUUACAGCCAAAUUACACUGAGGCCACGUGCGAACGUUUACGUUUGCAUCGUUCCUUUCAUGCUUGUUUAUUAACUGUUCUUCUUCUAUCUUCUAAUUUUUGUUUCAUGACAGUUGUUUACAGUUUUUUAUGUUUCUGGAUGUCCCCUGGUAACCAUGACAAACCUGUGUUUAACAUCACAACGCUAUGAACUAUGGGUAAUUCCCUUAGUCAAAGUCUGCAGAAAUGCAGAUUUACGAAAAGUGGCUCAAAAUGUCUGAUAGAGUCCUCAUGCACUUGAUGGUUUUAUAGUGGGACGUCCUGAACCCUCAUGGACUCACCGGGAACGCGCCUCAGAGUCUGUGAGUGUGAAGGGGGACGUUCGCUUUGAGCCUUUGUUUUUAAGGCACAGCGUGGAGGAGAAGUGCUCCUGUUUCCCCUCUAUUUAUACACUUCAUGAUCCACUUCUGCUUUGUCCAGUAUCUGGCUAAGUUGUACGUGAAUCUUACCAAGGUAACAUGGGAGAUGUGGCUUCAGUCACAGAUGAGCAGCAGAGAUUUUAUCGCUCACAUUUACUUGGUUUGUUCAUCUCAAACAAGCAGGAAAUCUUCUCUGGCAUCCUGAAAGCAGAGGCUUAUCCUCUGGCUCUGUUUUAGUGUUUAAACCUACAGUUUAUAUUUAAGACAAACAUUCAGUUACAUUCUGGUUGUAUUUAUUGCACUGUCUUCACACACAGACGACCCCUGCAUGCUGCUCUGCAUGUGUUCUCUCUGUGAAGUUAAUGAAAGCAAACGCUAAAUCGAUACAGUCAAUGUCGACGUUGUCAGGUCACAGGCUGAAACUCCAUCUUCUCAUGGUUUAAUCUCAGACACCUUCACUACAGACUGGUGAACAAAAUGACUUGAUGCUUGAGAAGAAUUUCUUGUUUCUUGGCAGAACUAAAGUGCAAGGCUUUGUCUGAUGAUCGUCUUCCUUUUCUGACCCAGUCAUCAUCAGUACAUCACACAGUACCUGCCUGCAGGAAUGUGCUAUAGAUACAAGUUAGCUUUUUAUGUUUGUGCUCAUGUAACGAAAUAAUUCAAUGAAAUAAUGAAUUUGACUUCACUAGACGGAGUUCUCUACAUCCAGCUGUGUUUUCAGUUCAUGGCUUGAAACUGGAAGGAUGGUGUUCCUGUUCAACACCUGUUACCAUGUGACCAGCUGGUUUUCUGAGUCAUGGCUAUUGUCACACUUGUCCUUGAAUGUGACUUGUGUUGUGAUCCUAAUUACACCGGAGUUAUUUGAAGAGAUGCCGACUGUAAAGGACAAACUGUGGACAUGAAACAUCUCUGAACAUCACAUCCGCUGUGUUAGAGCAUCAACUGUCAACAUCUGGAAUAAUGCAGAGGACACACAGGCUCAUGUAAACUCAACAGUGUCUCCGAAUAAUGAAGUGCAGGAAAUACAACCUAACAUACAGAGUAAUGAGGUUAUAAUAGUCCAGAUGCCAUUCUGUCAGACGGUUAGAUCUCUGUAGCUUCUUCCAUCUUGUGCUGUCCUGAACAGCUGUUUUUAUUUUAUAGAGGCGUUCCUUCUUUCAUUCAUGUUUGUUUCUGUUUGUUUUUUUACUGUAACUUUUGAUUGUAAAAGCAUCUGGUAUUAAAACAUUAGAAAAUG